Molecule: messenger RNA, 720 nt
Organism: Sphenostylis stenocarpa
Lineage: Eukaryota; Viridiplantae; Streptophyta; Magnoliopsida; Fabales; Fabaceae
Source: the annotation of a GenBank genome assembly
AUGCAGGUAGUACAUGAUGUGGACCUUCAAAAGCUUCCUGUUAGAUUUGCGUUGGACAGAGCUGGCCUAGUUGGUGCUGAUGGUCCAACUCACUGUGGAGCAUUUGAUACAACAUUCAUGGCUUGUUUGCCAAACAUGGUGGUCAUGGCUCCGUCUGAUGAGACUGAACUGAUGCACAUGGUAGCCACUGCUGCAGCCAUAGAUGAUAGACCUAGUUGCUUUAGGUACCCAAGAGGGAAUGGUAUAGGUUCCAUUCUUCCACCCAACAAUAAGGGCACACCACUAGAGGUGGGCAAAGGAAGGGUAUUAAAGGAGGGAAGUAGGGUGGCUCUUGUUGGUUAUGGAACAAUGGUCCAAAGAUGUAUGGAAGCGAGUAAGGUUCUUGAAGCUCAUAGCAUCUCAACAACUGUGGUUGAUGCACGAUUUUGUAAGCCUCUGGAUGGAGAUUUGAUGAGGCAACUGGCUAGAGAGCAUGAGAUUCUUAUCACCGUGGAAGAGGGAUCUGUUGGAGGAUUUGGUUCUCAUGUUUCUCAUUUUCUAGGCUUAAAUGGUCUUCUUGAUGGUAAUCUUAAGUGGCGAGCCAUGACAUUGCCUGACAUGUAUGUAAACCAUGGAUCUCAGAAAGAUCAAAUUGAAAUGGCAGGGCUGAGUUCAAACCACAUAGCAGCUACAGCUUUCAAAUCUAAGUCAGAAGAUGCAAUUGACUUGGAUUUACAGUAA